Molecule: messenger RNA, 477 nt
Organism: Polychytrium aggregatum
Lineage: Eukaryota; Fungi; Chytridiomycota; Chytridiomycetes; Polychytriales
Exons: 1
Coding region: 1-477 (158 amino acids)
Molecular function (GO): thiol oxidase activity
Source: RefSeq, a predicted model, not a curated record
AUGGACUCGAAAUACUGGGGCCCACCUGCGUGGGUGUUUCUUAAAUCGAUUGCAAUGGGUUACACCCUUCAGUACGAUGCGUUAAUAAAGGACAUUCGUGACCUACCAUACGACGAGCAGGCCGCACGCGUGCAGGGGUUGCAGGAGGAUUACUAUGAUUUCUUUAUUUCACUGGCAAAGGUCCUCCCUUGCAAGUGGUGCAGAAAGUCGUAUCCAGCCUUCUUAAAGAGAGUGCUCGAGGUUGGGUUCCGGGAUUUGCCAUCGGAGGGCAACCCGUAUCCGCUGCUCUACAUGGUCUAUCUGCUCAAGGAUAUGGUCAACCACAAGCUGGCCAAGCAAGGGAGAGAGGCAAUCCGUGACGCCGGUCCGGACGCUGAGCACCAUCACAAAUACAGAGAGUGGGUGGGCUGUAUCCGGAAGGAACAGAGUCCACCGUACGAGGAAGUCAUUCAAGAGAUGCUCGAGCACUUGGCGUGA